AUUAUUAUUAGUGGUUUUAUAUAGCGCAGUAUCCCAGCUUAGGGCUGGGCUCACCACGCUGUACAUACAAUUUAAGAAACAUAAUCAUGAACUUAAAAAUUAACAAACAAUUAAAUAAAACGAAAUAAAUUUAUCUUAACUCCACCCAUUCCAGAACUAUUCACAUUUCAAGCAAUAAACUUAAACCACGAACCGUACAUAACAAACAUCCUAAAAGCUUGCAAUGCUGUGAGUUUUGUCUGUUUUUUGUAGGCUAAAUUACUUUUUUCAAUCUUUAACAUAAAGCAAAUUUGUAAAAAACGUGUUCAGGGAAGUAUAAUUAUUUUUUUAUUAAAAAAGCCCUUUUUUUUUUUAAAACGUCUUUUUAGAAUUGAUUCAACGAAACAUUUAUAUUUAUUCUAAUGUUGAUUCUGCCAUCUUGUAUAACCGUUUUAUCUACAUACUAUUGUUGAUGCCCUCGGCUAGUAUCAAAUACACAUGCACAUACUAUUGUUGAUGCCCUCGGCUAGUAUCAAAUACGCAUGUACAUUCUAAUGUCGAAGCCGUCAACUGUUGCGAGAACCUGAAUACAAAUAACCCACAGACUGACUCGUUACAGAUGAUGACCAAAGCAACUCUGGGGGCCGCCACACUGGCGGCGUUGUGCCUGACGCUGACCAGCGGUCACGGACGUCUCCUCGAUCCGAUCUCGCGCAUGUCCGCCUGGAGAUUAGGAUUUCCCACGCCCAGGAACUACUAUGACCACGGGAUGAACUGUGGGUCUUUUCAGGUAAUGUUUCGCAAUUGUUCCUUCUUUUAUGGUCACGUGAUAACUGCUAGAAGGUUAAUGUGAGGGCGAAAUCUUAGUUGUGUGGGUUAUUUUGUUUGUUUUUUAAAUUAUUAUUUUUUUAUUUGUGGGGGGAGGGGAGGUGAUAUUGGGUACACAUAAUAUGACUCCACACCGCUCAGUUUUUUUUGUUUGUUUGUAAGGAUGAAGUUGACAAUGAAGUCGAAACAACAAAUGCAAAUAGUUUCCCCUAAACGUUAACGUGAAUACAAAAGAUCCAUCUGUCAGCCCCCCUCAAACUCACGCUGCAGUUCUUCAGCAGUCUGCUCUUAUACAACACGGAGAAAAACAAAUAGAAAUACUCUCUACUCAGUACCCACACGCUCACCUCAUCAAAUAUUUGCAUGAACAAAGGCUAAGCUUUAGACCUCUCGGUAUUGUACUCAACCCAUGUACCGUACAUUUGCAUCUUUUUACGUGAUUUCCACAGGUCCAGUGGAUGAGCAAUGGCGGGAGGUGCGGCAUCUGCGGCGACUCCUGGUCGGGUCCACGUUACUACGAGCGGCCGAACGGAAUCAUGGUCAAGCAUGACGUCAUCACCAAAGAGUACAGAGAAAAUGACGUCAUUACGGCUACGGUGGAGGUGACGGCGCCCCACAUGGUGAGUUGUCCGAUCUUUGCAACGCACUCUCGUUGCUGGUGAAGCAAACGCAUCGUCGCGUUGACACAUGUGUAUUGUGACUGCAUUGAUCUUAGCAUUGUUAAGGCAACGGUGAUAUUAAGCCACGCUAGUCUUUGAGGAUCCCAAAGCAAGUGGAAACUACAUCAACUACAAUAAUAAUUGUGUUAACUCGAUGAAUUUUGUUCUUAAAAUCGUCACAACGUCCUUUAAUGUAUUUGCGACGUACCGAUGUUUCAUUCUGUGAGGCAACUAAUCUGACCACAGAAAUUGCAUUCAAAUCUUAUGAAACUUUAGUCAGAGAUUAUCCACCCCACCUCCCCUUGUAUUGGAAACAUUUUCGGCAUCUUCUCGUCUUAUAGAGAUUGGGAUAUACAUUUUUUUUUUUUGUUGGAAUAACUCUAGCGAAACUUCAAAGUGUAGGCGAAGUUGUUGUUUUUUUUUUUAAAUCGAGAAUCAGCAGUCCGCAGAACCCCCCCCCCCCCAACCUCUUCAAGUCACUAUAGCCAGUAUUAGACAAUAUGAGUCGGAGUUGGAAACUAAGUCAACGAAUCAGACACUGGUACACUCGUUUGACACAUUGUCAUUCACUAGACGCUAGAAUCGCACAUUAGAAACUAUAAUAGGGCAACACUUUCAACGAUAUGAAAAUAGUAACCGUGUUAAACAACUCCCUUCAUAAAAAAUCUCAAGCAAGAAUUGAAAAGCAAAGUAAAGUUUUCUCCCUUCUCUUUCUCAAAAGGGUUGGAAUGAAUUUAGGAUCUGCGACGUCGCCAAAUCCGGAGGAAUCGAGGCCACCCAGGAAUGCUUGAAUAGAACUCUCUUAACCGACAACAGUGGGCGAAGUCGAUUCUUCUUCACAACGAACAAAACGGGGCUGAAUAACUACUCCCUGGUUUUGCCGAAAGGCUUUACUUGCUCUCAUUGUGUUUUUCAGUGGAAGUGGAAAGUUGGUGGGUUUUUAUUAAAUACCUUUUUAUUGAGAGUGGAAAGUUUGUGGGUUUCUUUCAAUACCCUCUUUAUUGAGAGUGGAAAUUUGGUGGGUUUUUUAAAAUACCCUUUUUAUUGAGAGUGGAAAGUUGGUGGGUUUCUUUCAAUACCCUCUUUAUUGAGAGUGGAAAUUUGGUGGGUUUUUAUAAAAUACCCUUUUUUAUUGAGAGUGGAAAUUUGGUGGGUUUUUAUAAAAUACCCUUUUUAUUGAGAGUGGAAAGUUGGUGGGUUUUUAUUUAAUACCUUUUUAUUGAGAGUGGAAAGUUGGUGGGGGCUUAUUGAAUGGCUUGUUUUGUUGAAUGUGGAAAUUUGAUGUUCUUUUCUGAAUGGUUUUUUAAAAUAAUGUUUUCCAAACAGGCAACAGCUGGGGUUGUGACGAGACGGGUUGUGGUUUGGGGCACGGCGUCGUGCAGGAGGAGUUUUAUGGAUGCUCUGACGUCAAAAUUGUCCCGAAAGGCACCAGCGUGGUCGCGACCUCGAGACCCACCACGCCGAAAAAAGCUACGACCAAGCGAACGCCCCAGACCACCACCAGAUCUCCUGUCGCCGUCAAGACUUCUACCACAAGGAAGCCCGCUGGAACCACCAGGAAGUAUACGGGGGCCACAAAAUCACCCAACUACUACCAGAUCCUGAAGGAAAUCUUCAUGCGAUACAACCUGCCCCAGAGGACGUUUGGCGAGAUUGAUGAAGAAGACCCUGACCUCAAUCUUGACGACGAGCUGCCACAAGAGAUCAGUGGCCAGGAUUUUCUGCAAAUGCUGCUAAAUCAGCAAGACGUGAAUAAGUUACCUUUUAUAGACAACUAACCUUCCAGCAUGAUUGAUGACAACAAGUUUUUUAAAUCACACUUUCAUAUUUUUGACAAACGACGCUAAAUUUGGGUAUCAUUUGUUUCAGAACUUUCAGUUCUAUACUAUAGGCUAUUCAAAGAAAUUUGUAUGUAUAUAGGUGAUUGUUUUUAAACAUGACUUUAAAAUUGAUAAUUAAAUUGGAAUGUUCAUCAAUGAUUAAAAUAUAGAUUAAAUUGUGAAAGAAAAUUAAAAGUGUAAAUUAUGCUAAAAAUAAUAAUUUCCUUUUUGUGUGUUUAAUUUUUAAAUAAGGAUCGAAUUUUGUAUAAAUCAUUUUUUUUAAUAA
Lymnaea stagnalis (great pond snail) is the source of this 3572-nucleotide messenger RNA. Lineage: Eukaryota; Metazoa; Mollusca; Gastropoda; Lymnaeidae. The record is from the annotation of a GenBank genome assembly.